Zygosaccharomyces rouxii is the source of this 2046-nucleotide messenger RNA. RefSeq names its product nitrogen permease regulating protein NPR2 (gene NPR2). Gene Ontology annotation, biological process: negative regulation of TORC1 signaling; positive regulation of autophagy. Lineage: Eukaryota; Fungi; Ascomycota; Saccharomycetes; Saccharomycetales; Saccharomycetaceae. Gene Ontology annotation, molecular function: GTPase activator activity. The record is from RefSeq and is a predicted model, not a curated record. Gene Ontology annotation, cellular component: vacuolar membrane; GATOR1 complex. Bases 1 to 2046 code for a protein of 681 amino acids. The transcript has a single exon.
AUGAGUCUUCGAUACAUACAAGCAUGCGCGAAUACAGGAAGAAUGACAGAUCAAUUUGAAGGUUUUGUCCCUAUCCAUACUUUAUUCUAUGCAGUAUUCCAUCCAACCAAGGGGACUCAGGUACGAUAUGAAUAUCCUCCUGGAAAUUUAGAGUACAAUAACAUCAAUUUCGAUGCCAUAAAGAAUUACAUUAUACCCAAGCCCCAAUUGUGUCACAAGUUGCUAACCUUAAAAUACAAGGGCUACAGGAUAGUCUGUUAUCCGGUAACGGUCAAUUCACCGUAUUAUGCAAGGAACUUCUUCAGCUUUAACUUUGUCUUUGUUUUUCCUUAUGACUGUGAAACUUCGUCAUAUGAACCUGCUAUAGCUCGACUGGGGAAAAUGUUUAGAGUUUUGGAAGAGCAGAACCAGAUUCUUUCUAAAGCGGAAAAUGAUCCUAUUUAUUUCGAUUUUAAAUUGGCAGAUAAUACUACGGAACAAGAUGGCAAACUGAAUGCAGAGAAGAGUUUUAAGGGACUCACGAAGAGUCAAGGAAUGGCAUUAGCAAAAUAUAAUGAAAUAAUGAAAGAUUUGGAAAGUGAGAAAUCUGACUUUUCAGUCCAAGAUUUAGUAAUGCGUAUCUUUCAAGAUUUAAACAAUUAUUCCGAAUGUCUCAUACCCAUCGAUGAAGGAAACGCAGUGGAUAUUAAAAUAUUUCCCUUAAAAACACCACCAAAUUCAUGUAUUUCCAUAGAAGAUGUUCCUAUUUCAACUGUAAAUCUGAAGACCAUCAUUGACGUCAAUUGGGACCCCACGAUGCUGAAAAUAGUACCAUAUAUUGAUGGCCUCAAUAGUAUUUCAAAAAUAGCGAAACUGAGUGACAGUGAUGUUUCUUUGGUAUUGGAAUGCGUCAAACACUUAGUCUAUUAUAACUGUGUGAUAUUAGCCGAUAUAUUCCAGUUCAGCAACAUCUACGCGCCCACAAGCUUGAUACGACAAUUUUUGACAGAUCCAACCUUAGCAUCGGAGUGCCAGUCGCAUGUUACCUUAGCUGGUCAUUCGUCAUUGUCUGAAAUGCCAUUCGAGAGGUUAAGGAAGUUUGAUCUCGAUGAUAUGGAUCAAUCGAAAAACCAAGAGUCUGGAUCUAGAACAACUUCUAUGAGCUCCAAGAGCGAUAGUAAGUCGAAGCGACCAUUUUUCUAUUCAGCGCCAAGAAAUCCCUAUAGAUUUAAUCAGCGAUCUCAAAGCAGUUUCUCAAGUACAAAUACAAACGUUACACAUGAUUUAGCUAGACAUCUACCGACAAAGGCUUGCUUGUUUGACCUGUACAGGACCCUGAGUCAAGGGGUUACCGUUCGUGAAUGGUACAAUUUGAAUUAUCAGACCAUCAAAAAGAACGACAUUGAUGUUAGAAGAUUUAUUACAUUUGGUGUGAUCAAGGGACUUAUUUACAGAUGUUUUUCAUUCCCAGUUAUGAAGAAGAUGUCCAUAUUCGACUUGGCACAUAAGCUUCAUACAGCUGGAAAUCUAAAUCAGGUCACGAAAAAAGGUAAAGGACAGAAAAAUCUUGCAGAAUCGAAGUACGUCUUUUCAACAUCUGACAUGAAAUUGGGCGAAGGCUCAAAAAUGCAUCAAAACUUCAGUGUUGACAUUGCCGAUGAAGUACUUCGGAACGUUUAUAAGAAACUGUCCAACACAAACGAACCUGGUUCUCGUGAUGACUACCCACUUUCAAGAAUAUAUCGAGAGGAAUCGCACGUUAGCUUAUCAGCAUUGUCUGGAGAUAACGUAUCGCAUCCAAAGAAACCUGAACGAGUUUCUAAAGUCGCCUUUGAUAUGAACAAAGAUGAUCCAGUACCAUAUUCUUUAUCACAACAAAAGGGUAAAAAUAAAGAAAGAGAAGCUGCAAAAUUGGAUAGAGCAAAGAAUAACCAGAAAAUAAUUUUAUUGGAAUCGAUUGCAGCCGCUGAUUGUCUUGAUAAAAUAUGUGUCAAAUUGGAGAAGCCACGACACGAAGUGGAAGAAUUACUACAUGAGCUGGGUGAUUACAAAAUCAUCAAUAGUUGA